AUGAAUUCCGACGAUGACAUGAUCGAAGAGGAGGACUCAUACGAGGAGUCGGAGGCGACAAUGAUAUUCGCAGCAGAAAUGAAAAAACAGUUCAAAAAGGAGUUCCCAUUGAAGGCAGAAACCGAAAAACGGCGGAAAGAGGAGGCAUUUAGGCGGCACGCACCGAAAGAGGCCAGAAAAUUGAAUUUCGACAUCACUUUAUCACCAGAGCCCUCCGAACUUAUCAAGGCAAAAAGCGACAAAGAAAACGCUCAAAGACAGCUAAAUUCUCUUCGUGAAGAGCACGAGAGGCUAAAAGAGAUGUUGAAGGCGAAAGAAGCGAAACUGGCGGAGAAAUCAAUAGAUUCCGAGGCGAAUCGAGAGAGAAUUCUCGAUUUACAAGAGAGAUGUGAGCUUUUGAAGCAGGAAAAGGACGAAACAGCGCAGGAAUACAAUCAAUCUUUGGAGAUUUGGACACAAUUCGGCAAGAAAUACUAUACAUGGUUCAAUCUCGCCAGUUCUCAGCUAGAUGCCGUCAAAACUUAUGUGAAAUCGGAUGGAAAAUUCGAUAACGAAGAGGAAAUUCAUCGGCUGAACUCAAUGCCUAGAAAUAUGUUGAGAACACUGGAGAAUUUUGAUUUUGAGGAGGAGACUGUGGAAAUGUUGGGUGCUGGAAGUGUUCAGGAGUAUGAUGGCGUCGAGUUUGAGGUUAGAAGACGUGCGGAAUCGCCGGAAGCUGUGGUUGAGGCGGUGAGAAGGGCGGAUGUGUCGGCGGCGAAUUUUACUAUUCCUCAUUCCAACCAAACCAUUCUCGAUGACACCGCCAACAACACACUGAUGCAAGAGGAUCAGACAAUGAUGACCGACGGAUGUCCGGCGAAUCGAUCGCUUAUCGAUUACGAGAAGGACGAUAAGAUUCAACGUCUUCUGCUGGAGAACAGUGUGCUGAAAGACCGAUUGAAUGUGUCGAUGGGACGAGCGGAGAAGUCAAUGUUGAUGGAGGAGAAGAAUAGAACGUUGGAAUUCGAGAAGAAGACACUUCAAUCGCAGUUGGAUAACUCUUUUGGAGAAAUCGAGGCGUUGCGUAUCGGCCGAGCCCGCGACAUCUUCAAAAUCGACGAAAAAGUGUCCACUGAAUCGGACAACUCUGCGAAACAAAUGCAACUUCUCGACCGUAUCACAGAGCUCAUCAAGAAGAAUAAUCAGUUGGAGAAGGAUUUCGAGGCGGCGACGUCGAGAAUGACAAAGAUAAUGAGAGAGAGUACGGAUUGUGAGCGGAGAAAUGAGCGAUUGGAGGACGCUUUUUCGAAUGAACGGGUAAAAAACCAAGAGUUGGAAAGGGAAAGAGACGAGUUGGCUGAUAGGAUUGCGGAGCAGAAUGAGGAGGUGGAACGGCUCAAAGAGCAGCUGGAAGAUGUGAUGAAUCGAACGGUUAAGGUGGCAGAAGAGCCUACUUUCUCAUCGACGACGUUGGGGGCUCCAGGAGACAAAGAGACUGACGCUGGUGAUAACACAAAGAUAUUCCAUAUGGCUAUGAAUCCAUUCCAAGCAGCUCGGGCAGAGUAUCAAGAGAGCAAGAAACGAAAACUGACGGAUGCUCCAGAUGGAGCAGCUCAACUCCGUGAAGAGCAGAUGGCAGAGCUCGAGGAUCGGCUGGAAUUGGUGACUCGCGAGAAGAAAGUUCUGGAAGAUAGCUACAAUCUCCAUAAAGAUUUGGCUUCGAAAUUCCGCCAAGCUUGUAUUGCACUCACUGGUCUUCAGAUCAAACUGAAAGACGCUGAUGAGGGUAUUUGUACGGUGCAGAGUGAGUACGAAGGGGGUUCGGAUAAUCAUUUUGUGUUCAAAUACUUCUAUGGAACGCCCAGAAUUGAUAUGUUGGAUGUGAAGAGUGACGCGUCGGAGGAGAUGAUUCAGAAGUGGGAACCGUUGAUGAAGAAAUACAUUGGCGAACGCAACUCGAUUCCGGCGUUCCUCGCGGCGAUGACUCUUGACUUGGAACAAGAACGAGACUUCGACGAGACAAUGCACGAGAGGACACACACUUUCAGUGUUCUACACGAAGAUUAA
Caenorhabditis remanei is the source of this 2046-nucleotide messenger RNA. RefSeq lists its product as uncharacterized. Gene Ontology annotation, cellular component: kinetochore; nuclear envelope; mitotic spindle. Bases 1 to 2046 code for a protein of 681 amino acids. The transcript is spliced from 5 exons. The record is from RefSeq and is a predicted model, not a curated record. NCBI's taxonomy places the organism in Eukaryota, Metazoa, Nematoda, Chromadorea, Rhabditida, Rhabditidae. Gene Ontology annotation, biological process: mitotic spindle assembly checkpoint signaling; attachment of mitotic spindle microtubules to kinetochore.